Molecule: messenger RNA, 1044 nt
Organism: Spirometra erinaceieuropaei
Lineage: Eukaryota; Metazoa; Platyhelminthes; Cestoda; Diphyllobothriidea; Diphyllobothriidae
Source: the annotation of a GenBank genome assembly
AUGCAGGGAACUCCGAUGGGACCACCAAUCUCCGGCUACCUAGCUGAGGCGGUUCUACAAGAACUGGAAACACGGGUCUUUCAGUCCUACAUGCCAAAAUUCUGGAUGCGCUAUGUGGAUGACACCUUUGUCAUCCUACCUCGAGACAUGAAAGAGACGCUCAGAAGCAAAUUGAACUCAAUUUUCCCCCAAAUUCAAUUCACAAUGGAGGAAGAAAAAGACGGAGAAAUCCCUUUCCUUGAUGUCCAGGUGUCGAGACAGGAAGACGGAGCCCUCCAAACUGGUGUCUUUCGAAAUGCGACCGAUACGACGAAAAUCCUCCAUUACAGCAGUAACCACCCCUUGUCACAUAAGCGCAGUUGCGUGCGGGCACUCUUCCUACGCAUCAACACAGACUGCAGCACAGAGGCUGAAAAGUUGCGGGAGCGUAAAUCCCUAUGGCAUCUCUUUCUCUCCAAUGGGUACCCACGUAGCUUCACAAACAAAUGCCUGUAUCAAAGGCACACGAAGACCGACAGUGAACAAAAACAAAAACCUGAAUUCUUCCGUGCUUUGUCCUACGUGAGUGAAGCCACUGAACGCAAGCUCAGACCACUCAACGUGGGCCUUGGACACCGGCCGGAGGUCACUAUCCGCCGCUUACUCAUGCAGCCCAAGGGGCGGCUACCACCUGAGGACACGUCAGGAAUUGUUUACCGCGUCAACUCUCUAGACUGUCCGGCCAAUUAUUGUGGCAUGACCGACAAACGAUUAAGGUCGCGCAUGCAUGAGCAUUCUCUAGCUGUAAAGCGAAAAGAGGCACGAUCGCAUGUUGCUAUGCACAGCCUCGAAAAUGACCAUCAAUUCGGCUUCGACACGGCAGAAGUAAUCGGCCGAGCCGAAAGUAAAAUGGCGAGAGAGAUAGUCGAAGCCUGGCAAUCCAACGCCAACUCGAUCAACCGUAGAAUCGACCUACCGGCGCCAUAUGAGGCCGUCAGACACCAUUUGGGCAGGAAGGGAGGACCAAUGGGAAGAGAGAACAAUGGACCUAUCAGUAGUGAGUAA